This is a messenger RNA of Vigna angularis (adzuki bean), 612 nucleotides long. RefSeq lists its product as uncharacterized. The coding region runs from base 1 to 612 and encodes 203 amino acids. The record is from RefSeq and is a predicted model, not a curated record. The transcript is spliced from 2 exons. NCBI's taxonomy places the organism in Eukaryota, Viridiplantae, Streptophyta, Magnoliopsida, Fabales, Fabaceae.
AUGCCUUUGACCGAAGCACUGCAGCAAACUCCUGCUUAUGCGAAGCACAUGAAGCAAUUCCUCGGUAAGAAGAAGAAAUAUCUAGAUGAAGAAAUAAUUGAAGUGCAGGGCAAUUGCAAUGCUAUUAUGCAGAAGAUUCUCCCUCCAAAAUUUAUAGAUCCGGGGAGUUUCACCAUUCCUUUCAAGCCAACAAGAAUGAUGCUUCAGUUGGCAGAUAGGUCCGUCAAAUACCCUCAUGGUGUGGUAGAAAACAUGGUGGUAAAGAUUGAUAAACUCCAAUUCCUGGUGGACUUUGUAGUGACGGAGAUGGAGGAAAAUGCAGAGGUACCACUCAUCCUUGGACGACCAUUUAUGAAGACAGCUAAGGUUGUCAUUCAUGUAGAUGAUGGAGUUGUAACAUUGAAGGACCAAGAGAGAGAGGUGACUUUCAAUGUUUUUGAAGUUGGGCAGCCAAUUCAAGAAAAGCAGACUAGUCUUAAAAUAAUAGAUGAAGUUCUAUCAGUGACUAGUCUACCUGAUAAAGCUAUCAAGUUGGUCAAAAAGGGCCUUAGUUGUUUCUAUAUAAAAGUGGAAGGAGAGGACGAAGAGAAGGAAGGAAAAUUUGUUCACUAA